Messenger RNA from Bufo gargarizans (Asiatic toad), 2069 nucleotides. RefSeq names its product ALS2 C-terminal-like protein. The transcript is spliced from 6 exons. The record is from RefSeq and is a predicted model, not a curated record. The annotation marks the transcript as partial. Lineage: Eukaryota; Metazoa; Chordata; Amphibia; Anura; Bufonidae.
AGGCAGCUGUGGCCCCUGAAGGAUAUUAAGCUGACAGCCAAUCAGGCUCUGCCGCUGACCAGGAGUCCAGCACACCCCACACCCUACCCGAGGAGAAAGAGAUAUUCCAUCGUGAGACACAAGUGUUUCCAGUCUGCAAUCGAGUGUCUGCAGAAAAUCAUCUCGACGGUUGACCCGAAGGAGAAGCUGGGGAUCAUCCUGAAGACGUAUCAGGAGAUCGAGAAGACGGUGUCCCAGGUGCUGAGGAAAGACUACAAGCUGCCCAUGGACGACCUGCUGCCGCUGCUGAUAUACGUGGUGUCUCGGGCGGGGAUUCAGCACUUGGGAGCAGAGAUCCACUUUAUACAAGAUCUGAUGGAUCCCAGUAACCGGGGAGGAAUAAAUGACUUCCUGCUGACCGCUGUGGAGUCUUGUUACGAGCACAUUCAGAAAGACGAGGUUCGGCUUUUCAAAUGAUGCACAAGAUUCACGACCUAAAACCGGACGAGUCUAUGGAAAAGGCGGAGCAGAAGCUUUCUCCGCCCACACUAUUAAUGGACUCCUCCCACCGCUCCAGGAGGACACGCCUUAUCUGGAUAUUCCUUCUUCAUCUGACACACAGAUAAAUCAGUUCAUAUAUUCCUUUCAUAGAUAAAACGCUUGCACAUAAGGAAACCGAACAGUGUACAUACCAGUCCUGCCCAGAAAUAGUCCCCGAGAGGACGGAAAGGAAGGGAUCAGCAGCGCCACCUGCUGGCCGGCAACAGAACUGGAGCUAAAUCAGAGAUCUGCAGCGCCACCUGCUGGCCGGAAACAGAACUGGAGCAAAAUCAGAGAUCUGCAGCACCACCUGCUGGCCGGCAACAGCACUGGAGCAAAAUCAGAGAUCUGCAGCACCACCUGCUGGCCGGAAACAGAACUGGAGCUAAAUCAGAGAUCUGCAGCACCACCUGCUGGCCGGAAACAGAACUGGAGCAAAAUCAGAAAUCUGCAGUACCACCUGCUGUCCGGAAACAGAACUGGAGCUAAAUCAGAGAUCUGCAGCACCACCUGCUGGCCGGAAACAGAACUGGAGCUAAAUCGGAGAUCUGCAGCACCACCUGCUGGCCAGGAGAGGGACUGGAGCUAAAUUAUUUUUUUAAAAAUUGGACUUUUCUAUCUAUUUAAAAUGAAAAUAAUGUUAACCCAAUGACAGAUUAGAAAAAUUAUAUAUAUAUAUUCAAUGAAAUCAACAGGACGGACUGAUAUCACCACCUGCUGGUCAGGAGCAGAACUGUAAUUGAAGAAGAAAGCGCAUAGAAACACAAGGACAGACAAGAUAUUAACCCUACGACGUCACUACAGCUGCUGAUAUAUCGUGUCACUGUGUUGGACGAUUUAUUAUGCAUUCACGAUUAUUGCAAAAAAACAAAAAAAAAACAAGAUUCAAACACUUUUGCUGCAAUCGGCCUCAUUUAAAGGGGCAGCGCAGCCCUUGCAGCCAAAUCCACUUUUUUUUUUCCUGGUGACGUCAUCUGUUCUGUGCAGGUCCGGUCACGGGAACAUUGUGGAGCGCAGAUGGUGUGAGGGCCCCUUUAAGAGGCGCAUAGAGGAUCGAGAGAAAUAAUUUAUUCAGUAGAUUAUUAUAUUUAUACCGCAUAGUGUGUAAGUCGGAUCGGGGGAUGUUCACACUACAGGGAACUAGAGAUGAGCGAACUUCAUAUUUUGAAAUUCGUUUAUGCUUCGUUUGGUGGUAAAAGCAGAAUUGCGCAAUGGAUUCCGUUACCGCGGAACAUAACGCAAUUCUAUGACGGAAUGGCUUUAGAGGACUCCCCUGCCAGCCCAUAGACUUCUAAGUCCUCUCCUGCCUCUAAUGCAUUCCGUUAUACAUUCCGUCAUAGAACUGCGUCCUGGUCCGCGGUAACGGAAUCCAUAACGCAAUUCUGCUUUUACCACCAAACGAAGCGUGAACGAACUUCAUAACAUUAAAUUCGCUCAUCCCUACGGGGAACCUUUCAUCCAAUAUAGAAUAGCAUUUAAUGCUUUAGGGCAGCAUGCAAAGGGUUAAAUUGUAAAAAUGGCAAUUUUUACAUUAAAGCUCCUCACUGGUU